AUGUCUAGAGGUCCACCCCACAUGUCAGCGCCUGUGUGCUUGAUUGAGAAUGCAGAGGGGGGACUGCGGACAGUGGAAUCAGCCCUGGACAUCCUCAGGGGGAUCCAGCAGCCUGUGGUGGUGGUGACUGUGGUGGGGUUGUACCGCACUGGCAAGUCUUACCUCAUGAAUCGGCUAGCAGGGCAACAGUCAGGCUUUGCUCUGGGCAGCACCAUUGAGUCUAAGACCAAAGGCAUCUGGAUGUGGUGUGUGCCUCACCCCUCUAAGUCAGGACAUACGCUGUUGCUGCUAGACACUGAAGGACUGGGUGAUGUCGACAAGGGUGACUCAAAGAAUGAUACCUGGAUCUUCUGUCUGGGCUUGCUGCUCAGCAGCACCCUGGUGUACAACAGCAGAGGCACCAUCGAUAACCGGGCUGUAGAGGAACUCCACUAUGUGACUAAGCUGACCGAUCACAUCCGGAUAAAGUCAGCAGGCGCGCAUGAUGAGGAUGGCGAUGAAGAGGAUGGUAAUGAAGAGGAUAGUAACUCCGUCCGCUUAUUCCCUGACUUUGUCUGGGCCGUUCGGGACUUCACUCUGGACAGGAAAAUCGAAGGUCGUGACGUGAGUGAGGACGAGUACCUGGACUUUGCCCUGCAGCUGAAGAAAGGUGUGUCCACUAAAGCGGUGACCUACAACCUCCCGAGACAGUGCAUCCGGAACUUAUUCCCAACCCGGAAGUGCUUCACCUUCCCGUUACCAAUGUUGGUGAACAACAGGACGAACCUGGACUCCAUGGCUGAGGCCGACCUUGACCCAGACUUCCUGAGUGAUGCUGACCGCUUCUGCAGUUACGUCUUUGAAGAGAGCCGCGUGAAGAUGGUACAGGGUGGCCACAAGGUCACCGGCAGCCGGUUCAGCCAUCUUGUGAAGAUCUACGUGGACACCAUCAACAGUGGCAGCGUUCCCUGUCUGGAGAAUGCUGUGGUUGCCAUGGCAGAGAUUGAAAACCAGUCGGCCAUGAAUAAGGGCUUCCAGCUCUAUGAGCAGGGCAUGGGGGAUUUGAGUAAGACCUUUCCCAUGGAUGUUGGAACUGUCUCGGCAGAACACCAACGCCUCAACGCCAUGGCAACGCAGGAAUUCCUCAAACAUUCCUUCCUUGAUGAGGAGGGGAAAUACAUGACACAGCUCUUGGAGAAGGUGUCUCAGCUCUAUGAUCAGCUGAUCACUCUGAACAUGGAGGCCUCGGAGAAGCUGUGUCGGAAGCUUCUCUUGGAUCUGUAUGGACCGAUGGCCACCAAUAUUCAGCAGGGCACCUAUGCCAAGCCAGGCGGGUAUGAGAUCUACUGCCGUGACCGAGACGCCAUGGUGGCCAAGUACCGGCAACAUGAAAAGAAGGGCAUGAAGGGGGAAGAUGUGCUGGAGGAUUUUCUCAAGGAGAAGAAAGUUGAGGCCAACUCCAUCUUGAUGGCUGAUGAGAAACUCACGGAGGCCGACAAGAAGAUAGCCGAGGCCCGUGAGCAGGCGAGGGUGCAGGAGCAGAAGCUCAAGGCCGAGGAGCAGCGGUCUCAGGACCUGCAGCGUACCAUGGAGCGUCGCAGCCAGGAGGAGCGUCGCAGCCAGGAGGAGCGCAUGAGGCACCUGGAGGAAAAGCAGCUCAGGCACAAGGAGUUGAAGGAGCAUAGGGGGAUGCUGGAGAAGGGUUUCAUGUACCAGCCUGAGAUCAAGGGCCAGGAGAUCAAACAAUUCAAUACAAAUCUGUGCGUCAUGAAUGCUCCCGGUCCUGCUCCAUUCGCUGCCCCGGCUAAAGCCCCCAAGAAGAAGGCCCCACGUCCCAAGAAGGCAGGACUCAGCGUCGACGAUCUCGUCGUGAAAGCUGUGUCAGCAUCCAAGGAAAAGAAAGGCGACUCUCUCGCCACUGUGAAGAAGGCUUUAGCUGCUGGUGGAUAUGACGUCGAGAAGAACAACACUUCAGUCAAGUUGGCCGUCAAGAGUCUCGUUUCCAAGGGUACUUUGGUCCCAUCAAAGGGCCCUGGAGCGUCCGGCUCCUUCAAGCUGAACAAGCAGGCAGAAGCCAAGAAGAAGCCCGUUAAGAAGGCUGCUCCCAAGGCGAAGGUGCCGGCUGCUAAGAAACCCCCAGCGGCAAAGAGGCCCAUAAAGAUAUUGGCUAAGAAGCCAGCGGCUGCUAAGAAGUCUCAGAAGAUGGCGAAGAAACCCGCAGCCCCCAAGAAGGCCACCAAAAAGGCUAAGAAGCCUGCGCCACCCAAGAAGGCAAAACAGCCUAAAGUCGCCCAACAAAAAAAGGCAGCUCAUAAGAAAAAGUAA
This is a messenger RNA of Clupea harengus (Atlantic herring), 2304 nucleotides long. RefSeq names its product guanylate-binding protein 1-like. The record is from RefSeq and is a predicted model, not a curated record. NCBI's taxonomy places the organism in Eukaryota, Metazoa, Chordata, Actinopteri, Clupeiformes, Clupeidae. The transcript is spliced from 10 exons. Gene Ontology annotation, molecular function: GTP binding; GTPase activity. The coding region runs from base 1 to 2304 and encodes 767 amino acids.